UCAAAUCGGAAUUAUUUCUUUUCAUAAGAGGAGAAAAGAAAAAGGCGAAACGCCAAGGCAAUUCACUCGCUUCCAACGGCCCAAGUUGGAGAGAAUGGCAUCGAUCGUAAAGGACGACGUCGAUCGAUUGUUCGAAUGCUUCAAGUGCGGCGUUUCUCCUCCUCAAUCUGCUGUGAGAGGAAUAAAGAAGAGAAAAAGUAAAUUGAAGUCUGAGUGUUCAGUAAACUCUGAGAUUUCUGCUUCCGCCUCAGUUGAAGAAAGGCCGGAGAAUGCAACGGAUGUUCAAGAUUCCGUGGAAAAGAUUGGCUUGACAAGUGAAGCAAAAGGUUCUAGUUGUAAGAAGUUCUCGCCAAUCGUAUUUUAUGGUUCACCUAGAGGCGUACCUCCAAAGAGACCAUAUAGUCUGUGGAAAUUAUUGCGUGAAAUUCGUGUCGAUCUUUCUGAACAAACCAGAUUCAAGCUAAGCAAGCAAGUGUGGGCCACAUUUCCCAGACAAGAAGAAGCAAUCAAGUUUGCAAGAGAGCACACUGGUGUUCAUGUUUUUAGUUAUCAAGAUCACUUUAAUGGACAAAGGAGAUUUCUAGUUUCAUCAUACAAUGAAUUCUGGCAAAGGUAUAAAAGCAUGGAUUCAAAAUUUCGCCACCAUUAUGAAGUGAUUCAAGAGGGUGCUCCGUGUCACCUUUACUUUGAUUUGGAGUACAGUAAAAGAAUCAAUACGGGAAAAAAUGGAGAUGUAAUGGUUGAUUCCUUGAUAUUAGUUAUUCUAGAAGCCUUAAAUGAAAAGUACUCGAUUCAAGGAAGCUUUGACUGGAUACUAGAGCUCGAUUCCUCGAACGAAGAGAAGUUCUCUCGCCACCUGAUAAUCCGUAUACCAAAAAUGGCAUUUAAGGAUAACUCGCAUGCAGGAGCAUUUGUUGGUGAGAUAUGUUCAAGGAUUUAUAGUGCAAAAAUGGAAGGGCGAUACGAAGAACUGUUUAUCAAAAAAGAUUCAAGCUCCACUGAAUCUCCUAGCCAUCUGUUUGUGGACAAUGCAGUUUAUUCUAGAAAUCGUUGCUUUCGUUUAGCUUUUUCAUCAAAGGCUGGGAAGACUUCUGUGCUUCUACCUACGGGGAGACAUGCACGUGCAAAUAUGUGUGAGGAAGACACGUUCAUGGCAUCCUUGAUCUGCAACGUUGAUGCUGAAUGUGAGAAGCUUCUGGUUUGCAAAAUGGAUUUGGACUGCGUAAAGACAUUGCAAUUUGAAAUGGAGGAGAAAUGUAAUUUCGGACGGCAUUUCAGUUUCGCCAAAGAAGUACCAUUGACCGGUUGCAUGACUGAUGUUUCAGCAACUUCUUGCAUGGGAAGAUCACCAUUCCCAGCUGUGGAUAAGUUUGUUGAAUCAGUUGCCUCCACUGGAAGUGUAUCAGGAAAAAUACGCUGCUGGUACUGGUUUUCGGAAUAUGGACUAAUAGUCUACAGCAUGUCCCGAAAUAGAUACUGUGAACGAAUUGGUCGAGAACACAAAAGCAACCAUGUGAUUUAUGUUGUCGACCUUAGGAGGGCUGCCUAUUAUCAGAAGUGUCACGAUCCAGAUUGUAGAGGUUACCGAUCUCCACUGCGUCCUAUUCCGAUUGAUGCCCUUCCUAGUCCAUGGGUUUCCACAGAUUCAGAACAGAUAUUAAAUGACACAGAGUUUAAUGAUGAUCGAAUCAAUUAUCAAUCUCUAAGCAACGACCAAAAUUGUCUUUUGCUUUUCAGUGAUAAGAAGAACAUUACAGACAGCAGUGUCAAGGAUUCCUGGUGGCUUGAAGCAAUAAGGGUCGCAGAUGAUGUUGAAAACAAACGCAACAUGGACAUUGGAAAAUUAGACUUCGAAGAAGAUGAUGACUGGUGGAUGGCUGUGGAAAACUCAAUAAAAGACUAGUUGUAGUCUAACUCGAAAAGUCAGGACUCGCUGGCUAAUGCAUUCUCUGGUAUCAGAAGAAAGAAUUGGAACAUUUGGAAGCACCGAUGUUGAACUUUUUCAGACAUAUGAGGUAGGUGGUGCUCGAGCAUGAAGAAGGCGACCAACUGUUCAUCCAAUAACACGAAUCUCGUUGGGAUAUUUGGCUGCAAAUUAACCCACUACUGCUUCGUUAGGAUGUCGGUUCUGUGCAGAUCUGCUGGGAAAAACAUAACUAAAUCGUGGAGUUUAGGAUGUGAUAUUACAGCCAUACAUGAAACGUAUGGUAUGACAAGGAUUAAAUGUAGCGUUGAAGUUUUGUGCUUUGGAAGCAAGCACAAACCAGGAUUGCAAGAGUUCUCUAGAAUGUGUUUUUUUCUUUCCUUUACUGUAUAAAACUAACCUUUUAAGCCUGUUUUCGUGCUUCUGAAGAAGUAAAAUAUCCAGGCUUAUUUAGCAUACAGUAAACUGUUGAACUUCAUUAUCAUUAUUAUUGUUUGUUAUUAUUUUUUAGAACACAAAAUGAGCACAGAAACUAGAAAGCGUUAACUAACUCCUAGAAGUGCAUGUCUUCUUUUCGCAGAGUCCACCAACGCAGACCAGGCUUCCUUCCAAAUGGAUAAGUACCUUCAUCUUUGUGUGUGCAUGUGUUGCCAACUCGUGAGCAGCAAGGCUUUCGAUGCGAGAUAGAGGUAAGUAUAAAUACCUGAACUCUUGAUUUCUUCCAGAUCUUUUUGGUAUCGUCAAUAACUAAUUCAAAUUUUAGAGUCAAAUUCUUCUCUUUUCCUUACAAGAUUCUCAUCUCAAUCGCUAUGAACCAUGGUUCAAAAUAUGACAUUGUCAUAUUGAAUAGUUAUUUAUAUAUUAAAAAAAGUUUGAUAUGAAUUUUGUUUUCUUCACUGCUAAUUUAGCUAGUUAGACAGUAGUAAUUUCGAGUAAUUUUCCAGGUUG
This is a messenger RNA of Momordica charantia (bitter melon), 2872 nucleotides long. RefSeq names its product DNA primase. Lineage: Eukaryota; Viridiplantae; Streptophyta; Magnoliopsida; Cucurbitales; Cucurbitaceae. Gene Ontology annotation, cellular component: mitochondrial matrix; nucleus. Gene Ontology annotation, molecular function: DNA-directed DNA polymerase activity; chromatin binding. The record is from RefSeq and is a predicted model, not a curated record. Gene Ontology annotation, biological process: mitochondrial DNA replication; response to UV; replication fork processing.